Molecule: messenger RNA, 675 nt
Organism: Macrobrachium nipponense
Lineage: Eukaryota; Metazoa; Arthropoda; Malacostraca; Decapoda; Palaemonidae
Product: cuticle protein AMP1A-like
Exons: 3
Coding region: 113-580 (155 amino acids)
Cellular component (GO): chitin-based extracellular matrix
Molecular function (GO): structural constituent of chitin-based larval cuticle
Source: RefSeq, a predicted model, not a curated record
UUUUCUUGCAGCAGGGCGGGCGGAGUUUGGGCAAGGGUGACUGGAAGCAACUCCGGUAUAAAAGUCCCUCAAACUCUCUGCUGGGCAUCAGUUCGAAACGACUACCGACAACAUGAAGUUCGUGAUCCUCGCCGCCCUUGCCGCCGUAGCUCUUGCUGCCCCCCAGUACAGCUACGAUGCCCCUGCCCCCCGAUCCAGGGCCGAUUCCUCCGAGGAAGUAGCCAUCUUGAGGGACGAGCGCGUCCACGAAGAAGACGGCCGAUACAACUUCGACUUCGAGGCUGAAAACGGCAUCAAGGUGUCCCAGGCUGGUUCUCCUGACGGCGAUGAUGGCGCCGUUGUCAAGGCCGGAGAGUACUCCUACACUGCCCCUGACGGUACCGAGGUCGAGGUCAAGUUCGUCGCUGACGAGAACGGCUUCCAGCCCCAGUCCGACCUCCUGCCAGUAGCCCCCGAAUUCCCCCACCCAAUUCCCCAGUUCGUCCUCGACCAGAUCGCCUUCGCUGCUGAGGAAGACGCCCGCCGUGGCCGUGACGACUCUCGCGAGGCUCCUUCCAGGUCCUACGGAGCUCCCCAGUAAUCUCCUUUGACCAUCGACAUAUCUCAUAGAACCUGUGAUCACGACUCAUGUAUUUAUUCUAUUUAUAAACCAAAUAGAAUUUUUUAUAUACUUUA